Messenger RNA from Encephalitozoon intestinalis ATCC 50506, 3948 nucleotides. RefSeq names its product DNA-directed RNA polymerase subunit alpha. The transcript has a single exon. Gene Ontology annotation, biological process: DNA-templated transcription. Bases 1 to 3948 code for a protein of 1315 amino acids. Gene Ontology annotation, molecular function: DNA binding; DNA-directed RNA polymerase activity. NCBI's taxonomy places the organism in Eukaryota, Fungi, Microsporidia, Unikaryonidae. The record is from RefSeq and is a predicted model, not a curated record.
AUGCUCAAAAGAGUCGAGGAAGAUGAAGUGGAUAUAAGAAUCAAAAGGAUAUCUUUUGGCUUGUUAUCACCGCGGGAUAUUUCGGGACUAUCGGUGCAUGAGAUUUCGAGCAAGGAUCUGUAUGACAUAAACACGAGAGUGCCUUUACCGAAUGGCCCCUUGGACUUGAGGUUAGGUGUUGGAAACAAGAAGGACAAGUGUGCAACAUGUGGAGAAGGAUUGGCUACGUGUAUCGGACACUUUGGAGAGGUGAAGCUGGUUCUUCCGGUUUUCAAUAUAGGGCUAGUUAAGAACACGAUUUCUACGCUAAAUUGUCUUUGCAAGAGCUGUGGAUCCAUCCUUCUUGGAGAAAAAAAGAAGAUAUACUUCAAAAAGAAGUUACGAGAGAGUAGUGGUGGAAACGACACCAAGCUUAUUUUAAGAAAGAUUAUUGCGGAAUGUAAGAAGGCGAAUGUUUGCUUUGUAUGCUCCUCUAGGAAUGGACAAGUCAAGAAAACGUUUGGAUUCAGAAUGGUUCAUGAGAUUGAAGAUCUUGAAAAGAGGAAAAAAGAUAAAAAUAAAGGAUCGGGAGGAGUAAAUUCUUCGGAUUACGAAGAAAUAAAUCCUUUAAUGGCGCUUAACAUAUUUAGGAUGAUGAAGGAAGACGACUACGAACUCCUUGGGUUUUCCGAGUCACCUGAACGACUUAUAAUACAAAGCAUCAUAGUUCCACCAUCCUGCAUUCGUCCAAGUGUAUCUAUGGAUGAUGAGGGAACAAAUGAAGAUGACAUAACAAUUAAAAUAAGCGAAAUUGUCCAUACUAACAAGGUGCUUAAGGAAGGAAUAGAAAAGGGAAACCCGCUAAACCUUAUAAACGAGGAUUGGGAUCAUCUUCAGCUUCAAUGUGCACUACUCAUCAAUUCGGAGCUUCCCCAGGUAGGGAUUCCCGGGCAGCCGAUCCGAGGAAUAGUUCAAAGGCUAAAGGGAAAGAAUGGAAGAUUUAGAUGCAAUCUAAGUGGGAAGAGAGUUGAUUUCAGUGGAAGGACGGUUAUCUCACCUGAUCCAAAUCUAAGCAUCGAGGAGGUGGGGAUACCGGAAAGAAUGGCCAAGAUAUUGACUAUUUCCGAAAGGGUCACAAGCUUCAAUAAGAAGAAGCUGCAGGCUCUAGUGUUAAAUGGCCCUGAAAAGUAUCCGGGGGCUAAUUAUGUGGUUGGAGAGAAGUUCAAGAGGUUUUUGAUGUAUGGGAAGAAAGACACAGAACUCAAAGAAGGAGAGGUUGUCGAGCGACACUUACUGGAUGGAGAUAUGGUUUUAUUUAACAGACAGCCUUCUCUUCAUCGGAUGAGUAUUAUGUCUCAUAAGGUUAAGGUUCAUGGGAAUAAGACUCUCCGGUUCAAUGAGUGUGUUUGUACACCAUACAACGCAGACUUUGAUGGGGAUGAAAUGAAUGUUCAUGUUCCUCAAACAGAGAAAGCACGAGCCGAAUCAUCCAUUUUGAUGUCUGUUUCAAAUAACAUUGUCACGCCAAGACAUGGAGAGCCGAUUGUAGCUGCCACCCAAGACUUUAUUACUGGAUUAUAUUUGAUAACUGGAAAAGAUACCUUUUUCGAUCGAGAGAGAUUUGGGCAGCUUGUAAGCUAUUUUUCAGAGACAAGAAUCAGUAUGAAACCAGCGAUAAAGAAGCCUGUGGAGCUAUUUACUGGAAAACAAUUGGUAGAGGCUCUUAUCAAGGACUCAUUUGCUGCAAGUAGGGAGGAUUACCGAAGUCCUUAUGGUGGGUGCAUUUCUCUCGUAGGUAAGAACAGAUCAUUCAAGACUCAUGAUGAUCCUAACGACGGAAGUGUGAUAAUAUUGGACAACCUCUAUUACUUCGGGCGCCUUGACAAAUCGAUAAUAGGAGGAGAAAAUAAAAAGGACAGCCUUAUUUAUGCAAUAAUGAAAGUGAGUAAUAAGGCUGCAAUAAGAGUCAUGAAUAGCAUAACGAAGUUAUGUUCAAGAUAUCUUGGAGAAGUUGGUUUCAGCAUAGGCCUUGACGAUGUACAACCAGGGCCGAUAUUACGGCAAAAGAAGGAGACAGUUGUCGGAAAAGGAUAUUUGGAGUGCGAAAACAAGAUUUUGGAAUAUUCGAAAAAAUCGGAGUCCAGUGAAGAAAUGCUGGAAAUGGAGAUAUCUUCAAUUCUCAACAGAAUUAGAGAGGAAUGUGGAUCUAUAUGCAUAAACGAGCUAAGUAUCAGAAACUCUCCGAACACAAUGCAAGCAUGUGGAUCCAAAGGCUCCAAAAUUAAUGUUUCUCAGAUGGUAGCCUGUGUAGGGCAACAGAUUGUGAGCGGAACCAGGAUUCCAAAUGGAAUGGACGAUAGAUGUCUUCCCCAUUUCCGUAAAGGAUCGAGGACUCCUGAAUCAAAAGGAUUUGUACGGAACUCUUUCUUUGAUGGACUAACGUCUCCAGAAUUCUUUUUCCAUGCAGUGAGUGGGCGGGAAGGGCUUGUUGAUACAGCUGUGAAGACUGCAGAAACGGGAUAUAUGCAAAGACGUCUUAUGAAGGCUCUUGAGGAUCUAAGUGUCCAGUACGACGGUAGUGUUAGGAAUUCAAAUAUGGAGGUGGUCCAGUUUUCCUAUGGUGAAGAUCAGAUCGACCCCGUAAUCUCGGAAGGAGAUGAUCCUGUUAAUCUUGAAAGGGUGUUUUUGCAAGCCAAGUCUGUUUUUUUGCAUCAGCUCAAUUCGGGUCGGUUCUCGCAUUCUCUUCAACCAGAAAGUUGCGAUGUGAUUGAUAGCCUCAGAGAACUAAUACCUAAGGGAUAUCCCAUUGAGCGCAUGAUUAACAAAAGAUUUGUAAAAAGCCUUCAGGAGCUCAUAAAAUCUAAGAGUGAGGAAAGAUUCUCUUUUGAUGGGACUUCUUUCCCAUAUUUUUCAUCCAGGGACUUUGUAAGAACAUUUUUCUUCAUGGUAUCGCAAAAAAUGAUGGAUUUGAUUAUCGAGCCCGGAACAACAGUUGGAGCAAUAGCUGGGCAGAGUAUUGGAGAGCCGGGAACCCAGAUGACACUGAAAACAUUCCACUUUGCAGGAGUAGCCAGUAUGAACAUCACCCUUGGUGUUCCAAGGUUGAAGGAGAUAAUUAAUGCUGUUUGUAACAUUAGUACACCCAUUAUAAAUGCAGAACUAAAUGAUUCACAGAAUCUGUUUGCUGCUGAGGUUAUAAAAGGUAGGAUUGGCAGAAUUUCCCUGAAGGAUAUAUGUUCUUCGUUAACAGAGGUUGUUGAUAAAGAAGAAAUAUUCCUCGACAUUGCCAUAGAUUUGGAAAGCCUUUCUCGCCUAAAGUUAAAUUUAGAUAUUCAUAAAAUUGAGAGGUUGUUAAGUCUUCAUGACCAAAUAAGGAUUGUAGGUAAUAAUGUCCUCAGGGUAUUUAUCAAGAAGAUCACUGACCAGAGCUACUUCAACCUUCAAAAGAUCAAGAAGAAAUUGCUGGGCACAAGAAUAUGUGGAGCACCCCAAAUAAGCAGGGUGAUUAUAAAUAGCAAUAAGGGACAGUAUAGUCUGGUGAUCGAGGGGACUGGACUCUUGAGUGUUAUAAACACAGAUGGAAUAAGGUGCAGUAGUGUGACUAGCAACAGUGUAACGGAAGUAGAGGAAGUAUUGGGGAUUGAAGCGGCAAGGGCCCAGAUAAUCCACGAGAUCGAAUAUACUAUAAGCAACCAUGGGAUCAAAAUAGAUCCAAGGCAUAUAAUGCUCCUGGCAGACACAAUGACAUAUAGGGGAGAAGUAUUUGGAAUAACAAGGUUUGGAAUCUCAAAGAUGUCCAGAUCUACUCUUAUGUUAGCAUCUUUUGAGCAAACCAGUGAUUAUUUGUUUGAGGCAGCUGCACAAAACAAAUCCGAUGAGAUAUGCGGUGUCAGCGAGUCCAUAAUUCUUGGAAUUCCAAUCUGCAUUGGUACUGGGUCCAUUGAUCUGUACUGGAGGCGCGAUUCUUAG